This is a messenger RNA of Hippoglossus stenolepis (Pacific halibut), 1953 nucleotides long. Its product is annotated as vasoactive intestinal polypeptide receptor 2. The coding region runs from base 348 to 1685 and encodes 445 amino acids. The record is from RefSeq and is a predicted model, not a curated record. Gene Ontology annotation, biological process: adenylate cyclase-modulating G protein-coupled receptor signaling pathway; cell surface receptor signaling pathway. Gene Ontology annotation, cellular component: plasma membrane. NCBI's taxonomy places the organism in Eukaryota, Metazoa, Chordata, Actinopteri, Pleuronectiformes, Pleuronectidae. Gene Ontology annotation, molecular function: G protein-coupled peptide receptor activity; peptide hormone binding; vasoactive intestinal polypeptide receptor activity. The transcript is spliced from 13 exons.
CCCUGCUGAGGGAAACGUGUGACGGGGACGCGCUUGGCUGUGACCGUGAGGAGCAUCGCCUCGCGGAUCUGGAGUCACACCUGGAUCCACUGGAAACGGAUUUACUCUUCUGGAAAAACCGAAGUCCACCGUGCGUAAAGACUGUGCGUAAAGACCGUGCGUAAAGCCUGCGCCAAAACCGGACUUUUCCCUUUGCUCUGCCCUUUGCGCACUACAGAGUCAACCUCCAGACACACACACACAGACACACACAAUUACGCACACACGCUCUCAGGUCUCAGUGCAGACACGUGUUUGCUGCGGAGGAGGAUGAGAUGAGCUGCGGCUCCGGUGGAUGAAACGCCAACAUGUCCUUUACGCACCGGCUCGUGCUGCUGCUGCUCGGCCUCAGCCUCGUCCUCACGGUCGAGGGAAAGUUUCCCAACUGUCAGUUCCACUGGGAGAUUCAGAGAGCGGAGACAGAGUGUCGCACGCAACUGCAGCAGCAGCAGCAGGCGGCCUCCAGCACAGGAUGUCACGGGCAGUGGUACAAAGUCGCCUGUUGGCAGAGCGCGGCGUUCGGCGAGGUGAUGACCCUGCCCUGCCCCUCCGCCCUCAUUCACGUCUUUGGAAAGUCAGGAAACCUCAGCAGGAACUGUACCGAGCGAGGCUGGUCGGACGUCUACCCCAUCAUCUUCGUCGCCUGCGGCUCCAACAGCGACGAAGACGAUCCCAGCGAGCUGGUUUUCUACAGGAUGGUGAGGAUCCUGUCGACUCUGGGCCACAGCCUGUCGCUCAUCACGCUGCUCACCAGCACCGUCAUCAUCUGUUUAUUCAGGAGGCUCCACUGCAUGAGGAACUACAUCCAUCUGAACCUGUUUGUGUCGUUCAUGCUGCGAGCCGUGGCCGUGCUGGCCAAAGACGCUCUGCUCUUCUCAGAUGAUGAAAACACCGACUGCAGCACGCAGCCGUCACUGGUGGGCUGUAAAUCCAGUCUGGUCUUCUUCAACUACUUCAUCAUGGCGAACUUCUUCUGGCUGCUGGUGGAGGGUCUCUACCUGCACACGCUGCUGCUCGUCAUCCACACCUACUCCACCCCGCUGUCCGUCUACAUGCUCAUCGGCUGGGGAAUCCCGUUUGUCUUCAUGAUGGCGUGGAUCGUAUGUCGUGUAACUCUGGAGGACACGAGGUGCUGGGAGAUGAAUGAAAACCCCAUCCCCAACAGACUCAUGAACUGGCCCAUCAUGGCGUCUGUCAUUAUCAACUUCGUGUUGUUCAUCAGCAUCAUUCGUAUCCUGGUGCAGAAGCUGCGCUGCACGGACGUGGGAGGAAACGAGCAGUCACAGUACAGACGCCUGGCGAAGUCCACCCUGCUGCUGAUCCCUCUGUUCGGGAUGAACUACAUGGUGUUCGUCUACCUGAUGGAGCCCCCGAAUAAAAACAUGAACCGCAUCAAGAUCUUCUUCGACCUCGGCCUCGGAUCCUUCCAGGGUCUGAUCGUGGCCGUCUUGUACUGCUUCCUCAACAGCGAGGUCCAGAGCGAGCUGAGGAGGACGUGGAGGGGCUUGUCCCUCAAGGGCUGCGUGGGGCGGGACUACAGGCCGCACGCCGCAUCGGUCGGCCGAAACGGCACCGAGAGCUCCGCCCAGUUUCCCAGGAGCUCCCGCGCCCCGUCCAUCCUGCAGACGGAGACCACCGUCCUCUGACCAGAGACUCGUGGACGUAGACUCGAGGGCUGGACAGUGAAGCCAAUGCGGAAGUGCCUGAAACCUGUAUUCUCCGGAGCGGCCAGCAGAGGGCGACUCCUCUUGAUGCAAAAGACGUUUCUGUAGAGAUUUAUGUCUCGAUCUCUAGUUUCAAGUCUUCUUCAACACGACUGAGGUUCAUUUUAUAAAUUAUGGUCCAUUUAGAGUCAAAUAGACCAUAAAGCACGGUGCGCAUUGGGGCGCAGUGUGAUUGACAGCUCGUACCGUC